Dioscorea cayenensis subsp. rotundata (Guinea yam) is the source of this 1599-nucleotide messenger RNA. Its product is annotated as myb family transcription factor PHL6-like. The coding region runs from base 241 to 1380 and encodes 379 amino acids. The record is from RefSeq and is a predicted model, not a curated record. The transcript is spliced from 6 exons. Gene Ontology annotation, molecular function: DNA-binding transcription factor activity; DNA binding. NCBI's taxonomy places the organism in Eukaryota, Viridiplantae, Streptophyta, Magnoliopsida, Dioscoreales, Dioscoreaceae.
CGAUAUUGCUGAAUAAAUUGUCUACUUUUCAGCCGGCCUCUUGUCCACUAUAUAAAAGCCGUGUCGCCACUUAGCCUUAGUAUAUUCACAAGUUCCUUUCCUAAGGUUCAGCAUUUUUCAUCUCAGAAUUCAGCAUUGGCACCAUUGAUUUGUUCAGCAAUUCUUGUUGGAGAUGCUGAAAGUUGAUCACUAGUGUAUAAUGGGUUUCUGUUCAAGCACACCAGUAUCACUUGUUUUGCUAUGAUCAUGGCUCACUCUUCCAAUUAUUUCCCUGUGCCGACUGCUUGGCAAGAUGAUGCUUUGGAAUCCAAUGAACAUGCCGGCAAUCCAUCGAGGGACUCCCUUAAUUAUCAUCUGGCAGCUUUGAGUUUGGAUUUUCCAGCUUCACCAUUCGAAGAACAACAUCAACUUGAUCAUGAUACACAUGCUGUCCUUCCUCAGUUUGAUGUCGUCAAUGAGUUCGACCUUGAGUUUCAAGAAGACGUCUCAGUUAAUGACUUUGACCUUCAGCCUGCAAUGGAUAAUAAUGUCAGCAUCUCAGUUGAUGACUUUGCUGUUGAGCCUGCAAUGGAUAAUAAUGUGGACAUUUCAGUUCAUGACUUUGAUGUUGAGCCUGCAAUGGAUAAUAAUGUGGACAUUUCAGUUGAUGACUUUGAUGUUGAGCCGGCAAUUGACCAUGUCAUUGCUAAUUCUGGAGCUUCAUGUUCAGAUGUGAAUCCAUUCAAAACUCAAACAUGUUCAGUGGGUCUGCAACCUCAUCCAUCUUUGGAGGAACAACCUAAAUUGUCAGGAAGUGAAUUCACUAACAAGACGAGGAUGCGAUGGACACAACCAUUACAUGAUCUUUUUGUUCAAGCCGUUGCAGAUUUGGGAGGUCCUGACAGUGCAACUCCUAAAAGCAUUCUGAUUUUAAUGGGUGUAGAGGGGAUAACCAUGUGCCAAGUUAAAAGCCACUUGCAGAAAUACCGUCUUGCAAGGUUGGAAGCACAAUUCCAAGAAGCUCAGAGGACUUCUUGCUCUGAAGGAAAGAAGAAGACUCUGACUGAAAAAUACUAUAACGGACACAACAAACUGUUGAUGGAGGAAACAGAAACACUACACGCGCAAUUAGAGCUUCAAAAGGAGCUUCAUUACCAGCUCACGGUACUAAGGGAGUUGCAAAUACAAACUGAAGAAAACGGUCGUCGUCUGCAGGAAUUUAUAGAAAACCAGAGAGAGGCUUUCAUGAUGAUAACAAAAUCAAUUUCAAUAAGCAGAGUUGCAGGUGAAACUUCUUCAGUUAAUUUGGAGCAUAACACUGUUGAUGAUGUUAUAUAUGUAGACUCAGACUCAGACACAGAGGACUCUUUUCCAUCCUACAAAAGACCCAGGUUUGUGUGAUGAUCAAAAAUACCAUUAAAUAAAAAAAAAAAUCACAUCCAAUUAAUUACUGCAUGGAAUCUUUGAAUGUUACCAGUUACCACUUACCACUGUAAGUUUGAAGUUGUUUCCUGUUUACCUUUCCCUCUCUCUCUCUCUCUCUCUCUCUGUUGGGUGUGCACUUAUGAUGUACAGUUAUAUUUUUUAUUUUGAGAACAAAUUUGCUGUUGUCUGUCUUAU